Messenger RNA from Cladocopium goreaui, 2267 nucleotides. The record is from the annotation of a GenBank genome assembly. Lineage: Eukaryota; Dinophyceae; Suessiales; Symbiodiniaceae.
GCAACAGCAAAUCUGCUUUCUCAUACUCUCACGAGCGAUAUCCGGACCCUCGUGCGAGGAGCGAAAUCAGGUUAAAGUCUUCCUCGUAAAGUAAGAUGAAGCUCUUUAAGUCCAGCACAUCUGAGCAACAGCUCGAGUCCCUCAGGUCGCAGAAAUGCGAGGUCAAGUGCGAGGCGGAGCAUGUCGUACCCAAGCCUGGUUGUGCUCGGGUGGACCCUUGCCGUGUUGAAGGCCCACAGGACACGCAGAAGAUCUCCCAAAAGAUCAUUGAGGGCAAGACUCCUACUCCUACUGAGGUCAUCAACUACUUCAACGCUGAGUUGAAGAAGCGCAUUUGCUUCUUGGAUGGUGGCAUGGGUACGCGAAUCCAGGCUGAGAAGUUGGAGGAACCAGAUUACCGCGGAGACAGGUUCAAGGAUUUCAAUGAGAAGGAUGCCAACGGUGUUCCAGUGUCCUUGAAGGGCAACAAUGAUUUGUUGAUUUUCACCAAGCCUGACAUGGUGAAGGACAUCCACAAGGAGUACUUCGCAGCAGGCUCUGACAUUUGCGAGACCAACACUUUCAAUGGCACCUCUGUGUCUCAGGGUGAGUACAAGAUGCAGGCCAUCGUCCAUGAGAUGAACAAGGUUGGAGCAGAGCUCGCCAAGAAGGCAGCAGCAGAGGUGACCAAGGAGGAGCCUCACAAGCCCCGCUUCGUGGCAGGAGCUGUUGGUCCUACAAGCCGCACUUUGUCUGUUUCCCCCAGUGUCGAGGAUCCCUCCUUCCGCAACGUCACGUGGGAUGAGCUGGUGGCUGCAUACAAGGAGCAGGUCAGUGGCCUUGUGGACGGUGGUGUCGACAUGUUGAUGAUCGAGACCGUCUUCGACACCCAGAACUGCAAGGCCGCCAUUUUUGCCGUGGAUGAAUAUUUCAGGGAGACCAAGAAGGAGAAGCUCCCAGUGAUGCUCAGUGCCACCAUUGUGGACAACAGCGGCCGCACCCUGUCGGGUCAGACCAUUGAGGCCUUCUAUGUGAGUGUGAAGCAUUGCAACCCGUUCACCGUUGGCAUCAAUUGCGCCCUGGGUGCUGCGCAGAUGAAGGGCUUCUACAAGAAGCUUGCCGACAUGAACACCGGCUGGUGCCAUGUGUACCCCAAUGCUGGCCUGCCAAAUGCCAUGGGUGGCCAUGAUGAGGAUCCGGAGAUUUUCUCCACCAACAUCUUGGACUAUGCCAAGGAUGGCUUGCUCAACUUUGUGGGUGGAUGCUGCGGCACUUUCCCAUCCCACAUCGCAGCUGUGUGCAAGAAGGUCGAGAAGUGCCCGGUCCGCAAGCUGCCUGAAUUGCCCAAGUAUCCCACCAUGAUGCUCUCUGGUCUCGAGCCAUGCAGUGUCACUGACGAGACAGGCUUCCAAUGGGUCGGAGAACGCUGCAACCUCAUGGGCUCCGCCAAGUUCAAGAAGUUGGUAGAUGCUUACAAGUGGGAUGAGGCAAUGGAGGUUUGCAUUGCUCAGUGCGAGAAGAAGGCUGACAUUUUGGACUUCAACUUCGAUUCCGACCUCAUCGACGGCCAGACUGCAAUGAGCAAGUUCAUGAAGCUUUGUGUCACAGAGCCCACUGUGGCCAAGUUGCCUUUCAUGAUUGACUCGUCAAAGUGGCAUGUCGUGGAGGAAGGCUUGAAGUGCGUGCAGGGCAAAUGCAUCGUCAACUCCAUCUCGCUCAAGCCAGGUGAGGAGGAGUUCAUCAAGCAUGCCGACUUGUGCAUGCGUUACGGUGCGGCCGUCGUUGUCAUGGCGUUCGACGAGAAGGGCCAGGCUGCAACUUAUGAAGACAAGGUCAGGAUCUGCCAGCGCAGCUACAGGGUCCUCAGGGAGAAGUUGGAUUUCCCUCCAGAGGACAUCAUCUUCGACUGCAACGUGCUGACCAUUGCCACUGGCUUGCCAGAGCACAACUCCUAUGCUCUUGACUUCAUCAAUGCAGUUGCAGAAAUCAAGCGCACUUGCCCUUGCGUGUCCUUCUCGGGCGGCUUGAGCAACUUGUCCUUCUCUUUCCGUGGUCUCAACUCCCUGCGAGAUGCAAUGCACACGGUGUUCCUGCAUCACGCGGUCCCCAAAGGUUUGAACAUGUCCAUCGUCAAUCCUGGUGGACUGCCUCGCUAUGAGGACAUUGAGGCCAAAACCCGCAAGCUGGCGGAGGAAGUGAUUCUGAACAAGUCCGAUGAUGGCACUUUGCCUGUCAAAGAUGGUCAAAGUCAAAGGGUUUCAUGUUCUGUUUUCUUAUAUUUACCAUAG